Molecule: messenger RNA, 3352 nt
Organism: Aplosporella prunicola CBS 121167
Lineage: Eukaryota; Fungi; Ascomycota; Dothideomycetes; Botryosphaeriales; Aplosporellaceae
Exons: 6
Coding region: 1-3228 (1075 amino acids)
Biological process (GO): chromatin remodeling
Molecular function (GO): histone methyltransferase activity; protein binding
Source: RefSeq, a predicted model, not a curated record
AUGACCGACAGCGAUAUUGACAUGACCUCGUUUGCAGGUAGCGCCAGUAACCCUGUGGAUUUGACACAGGCACGGGUGAGCGACCGGCCGGCCAUUACUAUCGACCUUACAGGAGACAGUAGUGAAGAUGAAGCCGGAACCUCGUCUACGCGAGCCGACACAGCAGCUUUGACCAACAACAUUCUCGCUCAUUCGCCAACGAGAAAUCAAAACAUUGAGACUGAGAGAGCGCCUUCCGAGGCAACAGCAAGACCAAGCAUUACUGAAAGCUCUGCCGCUGCCGUCAAUGAUGCAAGCCCACUAAGCAAGCCGGCCGAGCCAUCGUCCGUAAUUUCACCUGCAAGUUCGGAUCAUCAGGCGCCCGCAAAGUCUAUCGCGCAGAAUUCCCGCCUGACCCAGCCCGGCAACCCAUUCAACAAGCAACCCACCGUGCCUUCCGGGAACCAAGCUUCACCGCUGACAGAUAGCAACAUGUCAUCUGGAGCCACCAGUAUGGGUACACAGUUGCACAAUGCUGGUUCUGAUGGCGGACUAAAACGGCAAAAAUCUGUCGUUAUUAACUCGAGCGAUGAUAACCAUGAUGGCGAUGACAAUUCCAAUAUCACAGAAAAAGGGUCUUCGCCCUUGCCCGCGCGAGUUAACAAGUUGACCAGUCGACCGAGAAAAGAAAUUUCGCACGAACAAGCAGAGUCUACACAUGUCCCGGAUCGAACUGAUGAAGUCGAGAAUGUGCGGAGCAACAACGCCGAUGAUUCACCAAGGGUAAGCCCUGCUCCUCCCGAGGCGUCUGUUGCGCAGGCGAAAAAUGAUCCAGCGACGAUUACCAGCCUAAAUACCGAUCUCGAAAUUCAUCUUAAACAGCUUCACGAAGACCAUGAAUAUUUUGCUCGGAACCGGCUCAUGCGGGCGCGGAUGUGCUAUCGCGUGGCGUCAGAAGAAGAUACUCCCGUGCAAGAUCUUGCUUCGGGGCCUAGUAUAGUGCCACCGCAAUUUCUCCAAGAUGCCUUUCCUUGGCCAGAGGCGACGUCAAUUUUGAAACAGGGAACACCAAAGCCUAGCGAAACCAAGAAAUUUGUGGAGAGGUAUCAAGAUAUCUACAUGAACGGUACGACUAAGAACAGCAAAACCACGUCACUCUAUAACCAUUUCGACCAAUACGCUACUGAUGGCCUCAUAAUACCGGACUAUACCAAUUAUGUGAGCCUCAAGCAAAACCUCUUGGCUGAAAGCAUCAAAACACUGCUUUAUGAACCUUACUUCAGUGACGAUCAGUCCCAUGAGGCAGGAAAGCAAUCCCUGUGGGAUGAACUCAGACAACGCUUCACAAAAGCAUUUGAGGAGAGACCACGGCGGGUCUUGCAAGCCCAAAAGAGUUUCCAGUAUCGAUCCUAUGCAGAAGCUUUCUUUCAAGAAAUAGGCUGUCAGAUGAGCGAUGUGCUCAACUAUCUCUUGAUGCCAGAGGCUGAGCUAAGGAGCAAACUUAUAUUGGCAGGUUUGGAUGAUCACAAGGUUGACAACUUGGUACAGACCGUCCGGCCUAAGUCUUGUCAAGAAGACUUUGACAGAGACAAGCCGAAGUGGUUGGACGUGUAUGACACUUUGCCGGAAUCCACGCCUGAUCAACUAAGCAAUGUGUGCCUCGCUUGUGAAGCAUGGCGACAAAGAACCGGUUUCAGUAUUUGGCACAUUGCAAGACGAAGCUCUUUUGCCCAGAUUCCUGGCACCACGAGUCCCUCCCAGCAAAAAAGUACCCAAGACACAUCAUCCUUUACAUACCGGAGCCUGGCAUGCCGUGUCUGUCAUCUACACAACUGUCCGUUUCACGGUGAAAUAGUGGAAGAGCAUCGCUCCGCGCGGCCAAGACGUGCCAAUGAAGAUCCAGUUGAUGACAAUCCAAGCCGCCCAAGCCGUUCUAGGAGGAGUUCAGUAUCUUCUGACUCAUCCGAGGCGUCAGAGUGUUCUACAAGUACGCUGAUGAAUGUCAAGAAACAUGUCAACGCGCCACCACGAGAAGAGGCAGAUGAUGAUGUCGACAAUGGACCGCGGCGCACUCUGCUUCACUGGCAAACCAGAUCAAAGACGCAUUUAGUAGACAAACGCCCACCUUUCUUCCCUUGCAGUCACGAGGGUACCUGCGACACCUCACCGGACUGUACUUGUCGCAAGAACAACAUCACGUGCGAAAAGACAUGCGCCUGCUCUAUCUCUUGCAGGCGGAGGUUCAGAGGGUGUAACUGUGCCCAGGUGGGCACAAUAUGCUGGCAGAACGAAAAAUGCGAUUGUUUCGGUCUCAACAGAGAAUGCGACCCUGACCUCUGUGCAACAUGCGGCGCAGCUGAAGUCCUCGAUCCCGUCAACAGGUACAAUGACGCCGUAGCUCAUGGUAAAUGUGCGAACGUAUCCAUUCAACGCAACGUCCCGAAGCGCACGUUGUUGGGCCUGUCAGAGGUUCAGGGCUUCGGGUUGUUCAUGGGUGAACCAGUCAAGGAAUUCGAUUAUCUUGGAGAAUACAAAGGCGAGACACUCACGAAAAUGGAAGGGUCAAGGAGAGGUGCUAUAUAUCAGCAACUUCUUACAAAUUAUUUGUUCGACCUCAACAAAGAUCAAGAAGUUGACAGUACCAGAGCUGGGAACAAAUUCCGCUUCAUUAAUAAUUCAGCUCUGGCGCCAAAUUGCACGCCCAAAUUGUUACUUUGCAACACAGUGGUUCGUAUUGGGAUGUUUGCCGCGCAAGACAUUAAAAAGGGCGAAGAACUCUUUUUUAAUUACAACUAUCCCGCGAAUAUCACCAAGGGUUUCCGCGAGAGGGCUGGAGUCACCAACUCAGCCGCCGCCUCAAAAAACAAACGUAACAAGAACAAAGCCACUAGCGCCGUGAACGGCGCCUCGGCAUCUUUCUCCGAAUCAUCCAGCAGCAGCCAGGCAGAGCACAUGGGUCCCGGAAACAGAAGCUACGGAGGGUUAGGAGGGAUAGCAAGCACACCACUACGCUCCAGUACCAUUACCAAUCUGGCAUCCAUCAAGAGGCACCGACCGAAGAGGAAUGCAGCUAAGACGAGAAAUCGGGCUCCCACUGAGCUGGCUGGUGAGGCAGAGGAUGACCAGGAUGAGGAGUAUGCGGGUGGAGGGGUUGAAGAUACAGACGAGGAUGAUUAUGGCGACCCUACUGAUGAUGAAUCAAACAGGCCCAGAAAGCGAGGAAGGAAAAGGAAGGACGAUUGGAUGUAAUGAGGUAGCAGAUAGAAGGAAUUGCUUUGUAGAUUUAUUGCCAGAGGCAACAAUACGAAUCGCCGUUCUCCAGAAGCAAGGGGAUAACAAACAUGCAGCCGUGAUUUGGGAAGUGGUACGGAUG